AUGCCCGCUGGCGGUGAUUCUAAUCCCGAAAAACUGCCGUUCGCGAAGAAAUUGCAAAGGUUUCAGCAGGUGCUGUCGUCGACACAUGGCGGAAGUGAAGAAGCGCAGUUUCCACAGCAAGGAAAUCCGAGGAACGAUGAGAGCCGCUUAGUGCACAAUCUGCCCGAUGACAGGAUGCCUAACGUCGACCAAGCUGAAGUGGCAUCAAAGCUGCCGAAGAACGUCCGAACCAGGAAGGCGGAAAAUCGGUUUCGAUCGACAUUUGUCGCAGAUGAAAGCCGUGACAACGAAGGACUUAGCCCUGCUGAGCAGCGAGUGCUAGAAGCGGAGAAGAGAGCUGCUUGGCGUAAAGCGAGGUUGAAAUCUCUCGAAGCUGACGCCGCAAAAGCAGAACUGGUAAUGGCAAAGGUACGGCAAUUGAGUGAGCAUAGGGAAGAGCCUGAGAACAAGGAGGCGAAGACGGUGGAUUCGGCGGAGAGCUUGACACCACACGGCAAGUGGAUCGAAGAAGGUUCAUCGUCUGACAAGAAAACCUCUCGACGUGAUGGAGUGCCCGCAGGCCGAGCGGCGCAAGAAGAGUACCCGCAGAAGUCAUCAACGGAGUCGACGAAAGUCGUCGGUGCCGAGGUGUCUCGUGAAGUAAUCGAGCACACAGACCCGUUGUCCGGCGAACGCGUUGUGAAAACAGUCGAGAAGCGGCAGCAUAUCACGCAGCACGAAAUGGAAACGACAGAAAACCGACUGCUGAACAUCGAGGUGCCGGUCAACCGCGAGUUCACGUACACGAUAGCGUCUGACCAGAGGAUUUUGAACGCUGACAACCGUCUGACCGCCGUUGCUGCUUCCGGAGACACGUCACUCGCACCAAAAGGCGGCAGCAGAUAA
This is a messenger RNA of Soboliphyme baturini, 885 nucleotides long. Lineage: Eukaryota; Metazoa; Nematoda; Enoplea; Dioctophymatida; Soboliphymatidae. The record is from the annotation of a GenBank genome assembly.